Syngnathoides biaculeatus (alligator pipefish) is the source of this 834-nucleotide messenger RNA. Its product is annotated as homeobox protein HMX3-B-like. The transcript has 2 exons. The record is from RefSeq and is a predicted model, not a curated record. Gene Ontology annotation, cellular component: nucleus. Lineage: Eukaryota; Metazoa; Chordata; Actinopteri; Syngnathiformes; Syngnathidae. Gene Ontology annotation, molecular function: RNA polymerase II transcription regulatory region sequence-specific DNA binding; DNA-binding transcription factor activity, RNA polymerase II-specific. Gene Ontology annotation, biological process: regulation of transcription by RNA polymerase II. Bases 1 to 834 code for a protein of 277 amino acids.
AUGGCAGACCCUGACGUGCAACAAGAGACGCGCCAGUCUGCCAAAGACUCCAUCAAGUUCUCCAUCAAGAACCUGCUCAGCAUCGACGAUCACCACGGCAACAGCAAGCCCACCAGGCCCAGAGGCUUCUUGGAAGGCAGCUUCUUCUCCCGCCUGGCUGAUUUAUCGCUACCCCGCCUGGAGCUGCCCUCACAGCGGCUUGGUCUGCCCUCAGCGUCUCCUUGGUGGUAUCCUUACAUGCUUGGUGCUCAUCUCAAGGCUCGAGGUUCAGAUAAGGAUGAGCUGUUGUUGCACGACGGACCCUCGCCCGAACCCCCGAAAAGCGAACCGGACGCCAAAGAGGAAAGCGCAGAUGACGACGAAAGUGACCCGGAGGAGCCAAAGAAGGACGCCGAUCCCGGCGAGGACGACUGGCGAAAGAAGCCCGACGACUGUGACGGGAAGCCGUGCAGGAAGAAGAAGACUCGCACCGUGUUCUCCAGGAGCCAGGUGUUCCAGCUGGAGUCCACCUUCGACAUCAAGCGCUACCUGAGCAGCUCGGAGCGCGCCGGCCUGGCCGCCUCGCUGCGCUUGAGCGAGACUCAGGUGAAGAUCUGGUUCCAGAACCGCAGGAACAAGUGGAAGAGGCAGCUGGCCGCCGAACUGGAGUCGGCCAACCUGAGCCACGCGGCGGCGCAGAGGAUGGUGCGGGUGCCCAUCCUCUACCACGACCACGGAGCUCCGGAGGCCAGCGGAAGCGCGCCGGGGAGCUCGCCCGGCGGCCAGGCGCCCAUCCUGGCCUUUUCUCACCACAUGUACUACCCCCACCCGGUUCCGCUACUGAGGCCUGUUUAA